AUGUAUUUUAGAUCAUGUUUUAGGUUAUGGUCUAAAACUGUUAAGCUAGAAGAGGCUGCAAAUAAUCUGGAUAUUGUCGCUUACAUACACGUUGGUGUAUCCUUGGCUUGCUUAGUGGUAGAUCUAACAUUGGGCGUGCACUUUGGAAUGGAUUACACAACAUUAACUGACCAGUUGGCUCUAAAUUCACCCAUUCUGGAGAACUAUCAAACUGACUCGAUACGCGUAGGAGCUUUUCUACUGAUGACACUUUCUCUCAAGGGAUAUAUUGGACAUGCUAUUAACUUGAUUUUGCUUGUUUUACUUAUCAUUCAAGUAGUUAAGUAUCAAAAUGAAUUGAAUGAAAAUGAGCAUCCAAUCCGUAAAUUAGGAGUGGUUAGUGCUUUCGAUCCUCCAAGAAGAUUUGACGAUCCCCGGAAUGCACACCGUAACGAUGUAUUACCGGCUUUCUCAAGAGGGUUGUCGGCAAAUCACACACAUGACGAUUUACCUUAUUAUCACAAUCAAACGCGAGAAAAUCCUUUAUCUUUUGAGGACUCAAAUCCACCAAAAAGAUUAGAAGAUCCGUGGCAGAUGAAUCGUAACGACAACAUGUUUUCGGGUUAUCCUAAACGGUCCCAAGGCGGCCCGCAUGUAAAUCCAGCAUAUGAAGAGGAACCUUCACGACCCUCGCCAAGAGAAAAUUCUUUAUCUGAUUACAACAGCCGGAACGCGAAACGAACGGAUUCAUGGCUGCACAACCAAAUAACUUCUGGACCCGGCUUAGGAUCACGUCCCUUUUCAUACCUCGAGGAACCGAAACGACCUAUACCAGUGAAACCACCUUCAAUGCCUGUGAAUGAACCUCAGUGGCGGCGAGAUGCUUGGCCACCUGCGCCUCCUGUACCAGAUCCAGACUAUAGUCCGCCACCUCGCAGAUUAAAAUCGGCUCUAAAGUCAAAUUAUCCUUAGUAUGAAAAGAGUCUAAUAACAAUAUUAUUGUUUUAAUUUAUUUUGUAAAUUAAAAUUAGACACGGUGUAGCAAAUAAAAAAA
This is a messenger RNA of Melitaea cinxia (Glanville fritillary), 1033 nucleotides long. RefSeq lists its product as uncharacterized. The transcript has 9 exons. The record is from RefSeq and is a predicted model, not a curated record. NCBI's taxonomy places the organism in Eukaryota, Metazoa, Arthropoda, Insecta, Lepidoptera, Nymphalidae. The coding region runs from base 1 to 951 and encodes 316 amino acids.